GUGAGAUUGAAAUUAGCUACCAUUAUGGUGGUUAUUUUGUAUUCUCGCCUUCUAGAAAAUAUGUAAACGGGAAUUUGAUAAAAACAAACAUGGACAUUGAUUUUAUUAGUUACUUUGAUUUAUUGGCUGAUUUAAAAAAGAAUUGCAACUUCGAUGUUUUUGAGGGAGAUAAGUUCUUUUAUCUGAGAGGUGAUAGAGUUGUUAGUGAUUACGAAGGGUUAGUCGAAUGUCGUGAUGAUUCGGAUGUUAGGAACAUGCUAGUUAGUUAUAAAAGGCAUAAGGAGAAGUCUAUCGAGAUUUAUGCGCUAUCAAAAGAUUGUGAUAUUUUUAUGAGUACCGAAGAAAAUAGUUCUAGAGAAAAUGCAUCAGAAGAGGUCAAUGAAGUAUUUGUGGAAGAGCUCGAAUCAGCAAAUUCAACAGGCUCAAACGUUGUGAAAAGAAAAACUAGAGGGCCUACCCGAUGCAUAAAAAUAAUCAACUUACAGGAGGGUGAAAAAUUGCCUGUAGAAUUUGAUGAUGAUGAUCAAGCUAUUGGCAAGAAUGCAACUCAAUUUACUUGGUUUUUGGGGCAAACAGUUAGAAAUCGAAUUUGUUGCCCCUUAAAAGUAAGUGGUUGGAAAGAGAUUGAGGAAGAAAAGAUCGACCAUAUGUGGGACAUCAUCUUGGAAAAAUUUAAUUUCGAUGUUUCUGAGGGAAGAAAAGGCGCAAUUCUUGGUCAUAUGAGUGACAUCUACAGAGGUUAUAGGCACAAGAUGAAAAGCAGGUAUUUCGAUUCAAAGACAACUUAUCAACUUUGCUUGCGAAACAAGCCUAAACUUGUUAACGCUGAUGAAUGGAAAUAUUUGGUCAACCUUUGGAGUGAUGCUGACUUUCAGAAAAAAAGCAUGCAGAACAAGACGAAUAGAUCGAAACGUUCAUUGCCUCCAUAUAUUGGAACUAAAAGCUAUGUGAGACUUAGACACGAAAUGGCGGAGAAAAAAGAUGGAAAAACUCCUUCUCGUGUUGAAGUUUUCAUGGAAUCUCGCAAGAGAAAAAAAGGAAAACAAGUUGAUGCUUUUCAACAAGAUGCUAUUGUAAUUUCAACGUGUUGGCUUUCCUCUUUAUCUCCUUAAAAUAUAUAUAUGCAUAGAUGUUUGAUUGACUUUUUUUUAUUGUAGGAUCAAUUUGGCCAAUUUAAAAAGCAGCAAGAAAAAGGAGAAAUUUCUUUAAAUGAUGAUGAUAUCUUUGAAAAAGUACUUGGGGCAGAAAAAAAUGGAUAUCUUCGUGCAUAUGGCCCAGGAAAAAAUAUUAGUGAAUAUUUCGGGGGUAGACCAACGAAGGUACAACUCAUAAAGCAAUUAGAAUCGACAAGAAAAGAAUCGAACGAGCGUGUGGAAGAAGUUAAAAGGGAAGCUAAGGAGCAAAUUGAAGAAAUGAAGAAAGAAACGGAUAAUAGGAUAGCAAAGUUGGAGAAACAAUGGGCAGCAAAAUUUCAAAUGUUGGUUGCAGCUCAAGGCCGACAAUCAAAUUAUGCAAAUCUAACCCUUGCGGAGUAGUAUGGAAGCAUCAAAAUCGAUGGGGACAUGAAGAAUUAUUUUUUUCUCUUGCAAAAGUAUAUUGAUAUGUUUGAAUAAAGUGAUGUUUCACUAUUUUGGAUGACAUUGUUGAACCUUUGUUACAUCUUUUUUCUAAUGUAUUGCAUUUAUACACGAUU
Messenger RNA from Lycium barbarum (goji berry), 1693 nucleotides. RefSeq lists its product as uncharacterized. The record is from RefSeq and is a predicted model, not a curated record. The transcript is spliced from 6 exons. NCBI's taxonomy places the organism in Eukaryota, Viridiplantae, Streptophyta, Magnoliopsida, Solanales, Solanaceae. Bases 90 to 1112 code for a protein of 340 amino acids.